AUGGGCAGUUUCAAUAGAAAUUCUAUGAAGUCUCUAGAGCUAUUCUGUUUCAAGGAUGAAGAUGCCCAGACACUCCUUGGACAAAUAAAAUCCAUGGAUCCUAGAAUGCACCCUGGUUCGAAAUUAGUUUCUGUUGGUCUUAGCAUGGGUGCUGCAAAUAUAAAAGUGGCAGGAACAGAUAUGAACAGCAAGAGCAGCCGGUCACUUAGUGUUUUCACCUGCAUUAUGGAAAGUCAUUGGGAAAAGGAUUCCGUGACUCACCUUCGGUUUGGAAGGUUAAAUUUGGUAGACCUGGCUGGUUCUCAAAGGAAUGAAUUGCUUGUGUAUGAAAUCUACAUGGCAGAUAAAAGAAUUAGGGUUAGUUGGAAGUCGGAAUUGGUGGACAAAACUUUUUUGGAAGCAUGUAUACAAGAAUUAACAAGCAAUGGCCGGGAGGGUAGCGGACUAAAAGCAAGCUCAUGGGCUGUGGUCGCGGAGAAAUUAAAAACAGAUCAUAAUUUUAUUGUCGACAAAAAACAAAUGAAAAACCGAUAUGACUAUUUAAAAGCAAAGUAUGCAGUGUGGUUAAAACUUAAAAACAAAACAGGAAAUAUUUAUAAUCCCGUUAUGAAUUCUUUUAACAUGACUAAUGAAGAAUGGGAAGCGGAAGCGAAGUUGAACAAGUAUGUAGAUAAGCUGAGAAAUGCACCCCUCCCUUGCCCUGAACUUUGUACCCAACUAUUUGAUGGGGCGACCUCGACCGGUGUUCACAGUUGGGGGCCAUCUUCGACAUUACCUCAUCCCAAUGAAACCUUCAGUACACAUGAUUUUGAGGAUACAGAGAUGGAUGAGCCAGCACCUCAUGCAGAUACCCCAAGCUCAACAGUACCUCAACCUACUAGUGAGGACUCAUCUGGGCAGACAAAAAACAAGGGGGGCAAACGAAAUGGUCCUAAAGAAACCACACUUGAUGAGUUGAAAGAAGUUGGAAAAGAGAUUAUCAAGGCUGCACAAGCAUUCACCGAAGCAAAUAAUCUUGACAAGGAGAUGGAUGCUUGUAUGGCGAAGUUGACAAGAUUGGAGUGGGGAGAAUAUGAUCCGAAAUACACCACUGCUCUUAUGUUAUUUGCUGAAAGUGCUGGACAUAAUGAACGUUUUCGAGCCGUUAAAGAAAGAUUUCAUCACUCCACACAAACGAUUCAUCAAUGUUUUCAUGAGGUCUUACGUGCAAUGAUGUGUUUUGCACGAGAAAUUAUAGUACCAACCUCGUCUAAUUCAACAACAAAUACCUCAGAACGAUAUAGACGGCUAAUGCAGAUAUUUCCCGGAGCAAUAGGUGCACUAGAUGGAACACUUGUACAUGCAGUUGUGCCUGUUGAUCAACAAACUCGUUAUAGGGGAAGAGGAAAAGAUAAAUAUUACCUUUGUGAUGCCGCAUACACCAACACUCGUGGAUUUAUGGCUCCCUACCGCAAUACUAGGUAUUGGUUAGCCGAUUUUCGAAGAAACAGAGCUUUGACUAAGGAAGAAAUGUUCAAUCAUGCUCAUGCACAACUUAGAAAUUACAUUGAACGUGCUUAUGGUGUAUUGAAGGCGAGAUUUCCAAUUUUAAAACAAAUGGCUCCUUAUCCUUUUCCAGUGCAAAGAGACAUAGUCAUUUCUUGUGUUGCGGUCCAUAAUUUUAUAAGGAAAUAUGAUAUUGAAGAUGAAUUAUUUACGAACUUUGAACAAAACACUAUGGUUAGUCAUAAUGUGGGUGGUGGAGGAAAUGAGGGUCAAAACAUAGAAGGCAUAGAAUGGGGUUCAGAAGCCGUUAACUAUAUGACUAAUUUGCGUGACCAGAUUGCUAAUCAGUUACUUUCAAAUGGUUCACGUUAA
Molecule: messenger RNA, 1857 nt
Organism: Lactuca sativa (garden lettuce)
Lineage: Eukaryota; Viridiplantae; Streptophyta; Magnoliopsida; Asterales; Asteraceae
Biological process (GO): microtubule-based movement; protein transport
Molecular function (GO): microtubule motor activity; ATP binding; microtubule binding
Source: RefSeq, a predicted model, not a curated record